Phymastichus coffea is the source of this 3177-nucleotide messenger RNA. RefSeq names its product splicing factor 1-like (gene SF1). NCBI's taxonomy places the organism in Eukaryota, Metazoa, Arthropoda, Insecta, Hymenoptera, Eulophidae. The record is from RefSeq and is a predicted model, not a curated record. Gene Ontology annotation, biological process: regulation of mRNA splicing, via spliceosome. Bases 143 to 2251 code for a protein of 702 amino acids. The transcript is spliced from 9 exons. Gene Ontology annotation, molecular function: zinc ion binding; mRNA binding. Gene Ontology annotation, cellular component: nucleus.
GCUGUGUCCGACAGUCGCCAUAAUUGUAGUUGAUUCGCGUAUUGUAUGUGUCUGUCUUCUCGCCAUUUUCAUCGUCAUUGCAAUCGGAAUCCACAAUUUAUCAACAUAUCAACAUCUUUGGUCGUUUAAUUCAUCAGCUUUCAUGUCGCGGAAUUUUUCGUCGUUGUUGAAUCCUAGUUAUUUGCAUAAUGCACAAAACUCGAGCGUAUCAAGUGCCGCUGCCGCAGCUGCAGCUGCUGCGGCUGCUGUCUCUGCUGCUAUCGCCAAUGGGACCAGCCUCAACUCCAGCCAAAGCAAAAAGCGCGAAGCCGAAGAUAAAGAUAAGGAAUCCAGGGAGGAACGACGCAAGAAACGAAAGUCCAGAUGGGGAGGAAGCGAGCAUGAAAAGACCUUUAUCCCAGGAAUGCCUACUGUGUUGCCCACCAAUCUCACACCAGAACAGGAACAGGCAUAUCUUUUUCAACUACAGAUUGAGGAAAUCAGCAGGAAACUACGUACAGGAGAUCUUGGAAUACCAUUAAAUCCAGAGGAAAGAUCCCCAUCACCAGAGCCGAUUUAUAGCAGUGAUGGUAAACGGUUGAACACUCGGGAAUAUCGCACUAGGCGAAAACUAGAAGAGGAACGUCAUAACCUUAUACAGAAAAUCUUGAAGAUCAAUCCCGAAUUUAAGCCGCCUCCAGACUACAAACCACCGAUUAUUCGAGUCCACGAUAAAGUGAUGAUUCCUCAAGAAGAGCAUCCUGACAUCAAUUUCGUCGGACUGCUGAUUGGACCGCGCGGAAACACACUCAAAUCCAUGGAAAAAGAGACUGGUGCUAAGAUUAUAAUUCGUGGCAAAGGUAGCGUGAAGGAAGGCAAGGUGGGACGAAAAGACGGUCAGCCUUUGCCUGGUGAAGACGAGCCUCUACACGCUUACAUCACCGCCAAUAAUUUAGAAGCAGUCAAGAAGGCCGUGGAAAGAAUUCACGAGAUCAUCAGGCAAGGCGUAGAGGUACCGGAAGGACAGAAUGAUUUACGACGCAAUCAGCUUCGAGAGCUAGCCCUUCUCAACGGGACCCUUCGUGAGAAUGACGGGCCCCGAUGCACCAAUUGUGGUGCGAGUGAUCACAAAUCGUGGCUCUGUCCCGACAAACCCAACGUCACCAACAAUAUUGUGUGUUCGAGUUGCGGCGGCGCCGGACACAUUGCUCGUGACUGUCGCUCAAAGCGACCGGGCAUGGGCGGCCCUGCUGGCGCCAGCAGCGCGGCCGGCGAUAAGGCCAAGAUUGACGAGGAGUAUAUGUCCCUGAUGGCCGAGCUGGGUGAGGGGCCGCCGCCCGACCGCUCUAAGAAUACCAGCUCGCAAAGUCGGUCCGCCAGUGCGACCACUACUCCUAGCUACGGACUGUUCGACAGACAGCAGCAGCCACGAGCACUGAUGGCAGCUCCAGCACACCCGCCACCAAGCAUGUUGUCGUCUGGGUCAUCUUCGGCGAUGAUGGCACCGCCGCCCCCGGGUAUGGCUCCGCCACCCUGGUCGCAGUCGGACAUGAGCAACAUGAACGGAAUGAGCUCGAUGAGCUCGAUGAAUCCAAUGAGCUCGAUGAGCUCGAUGAGCUCGAUGAGCUCGAUGAACUCGAUGAACUCGAUGAACUCGAUGAACUCGAUGAGCUCGAUGAGCUCGAUGAGCUCGAUGAGCUCGAUGAGCUCGAUGAGCUCGAUGAAUUCGAUGAGUAGUAUGAAUAUGCAAUGGGGACAGUCGCCAGUGAGCAUGCCUCCGCCUCCGGGCGUGAUGCAACCACCGCCACCGCCCCCCGGCUCGACCCCCACUCAGCCAUCAUCCACGAUACCGCCGCUGAUGCCGUGGAUGUCGCCUGCGAGCAACCAGCCACCACCACCAGGUCAGAUGCCGCCACCGCCACCGGUGCAAGCCCCACCACCACCUCCUCCGGGAGCGAUGGGUAUUCCGCCAUGGCAGCAGCCGGCCCAGACGUCCAAUGGAGUAUCGCAAUCAUCGUCAACACAGCCGUCGAGUUCACAGUCCCUUUCGCAGAUGCGUCCGCCACCGCCCGGGACUGCUCCUCCGGUGGGCUAUCCUCAAACGCCGGGUUGGGGCCCUCCCCAGCAACCGUCGCAGAUAGGUUGGCCGCCGGCGGCGCCCGUGCCACCUCCACCUGCACCGGCCCCGGCUCCGACACCUCCGGGAAUCGACCUGGCCACGCUGCCAACCCUGCUCGCGCAACCGCCUCCACCCCCGCCGCCUACCAAUUAAUCAGCCGUGCUGCACAGUUAUUACUCGUGGUGAUCGCUUUUUCAAACUUCCUCUUGUCCGACUAUCGAGUGACUUUAACAAGUUAUCAAUAUGUCCCUUGGUAUUGAAUUUUAGUGACAACUAUUUAAGAAUCUUCAAGAUUUAUAUACUUGUUAGUUGAAAUGCAGGCGACAAGUUGAUGCUACUGAACCUCUAAUGAACUUGGUUUAGCGCAAGUUUGAAUUAGCAUUGGUAUGUUUUAUGAGUACAGUAUGAAAAAAACAAAUAAAAAAUCGCGCAAACGUGCGGAAUGCUUCGAUUACUCAGGAGAGUUUACAGCAUACAACUCGGUCACUAUGAUAUUAUCACUCAAUUAUUUUGUUUGACAUCGAUACUAAUAUAGUAUCGCAAAUGUGUGCUCGAGUUCAAUCAAAUAAUUUCAAUAAGAAGACUACGAUCUUCAACACGUAUAGUAUAAAAAUUAAUUUUUGGACAGUCAAAUUUGGUUUCGCUGUGAAUAUUUGAAAUCAUCACAAUUCGCUGCGGAAUACUUGUAAAUUACUAUCGCGGUGACAUCUGUCAAUAGAUGUUGGCGCAAUUUUAUCUGAAAUGUCAAGGUUUUCAAUCUUUGAGCUGUCAUUAAUCUAGACUAAUGGAAAUCAGAGUUGAUUUCAGUUUCGAGCGUAAUUUGUAUAUACAUCUUGCGAAUGUAUUAUAAAUAUUGUAGAAAUUUCAUGGAUUCUGAUUCUUGUUCAUUAUGCAUUGUGAGGUAAAUGAGCUAAUGGAAAGUUCUCACAAUGACGUUGAGUCGAAACAAACUUUUAAAAUCUACUUAUUUCGUACAUUACAUUCAUAUAUUGUAUUCUUAUUGUAUUAGUUAAAUAUGUGAAAAAACGAAUUUCCAUCCAAACAUCGACAUGCUGUAUUUUGUGUUAUUCAAAAUAAAU